AUGUGGCAAUGGGGGAGGCAACCGGGUGCUCCGCCACGCCCGGCCACACUUGGGCCACAACGGCCACAGGGUUUUUUUCAAGGUGAGGCUGGUGCCCCGUCGACGUGGCACGACCCGCGUGGCUGGGCGCCCCGUCUUCACCUGUCAAGCCUCGCCCCAACCCAGAUCUUGGGUGUGGCUGUUGAAGAACCGAGCGAAUCGCAGCACCCCGUCUCGGGUAACGUGACGACCUCGGACUCUGGAGGGGCCAGGGACGUCUCCAGGCUUGGCCAACUUUGUUCGCCACGGCCAUGGCCAUUGAGGUAUGGUCUCAUCGGCACGUUUUCUGGAGGGGGCCGGAGGUUGACGAUGUCGUCCGAGAAUGGCCUGUGUGGCUUACGCUGUUGGAUGCGUCGUGAUCCUUUUGGGAAUGCGGGAUUAGCGCGUCGACCAGUUGUCUUGCGUAGACGACAUAUGAGGAGCCGCGGGCCUGCGUCUUUCGUUGGCUCGUCCUGGUGGUAG
Molecule: messenger RNA, 501 nt
Organism: Ilyonectria robusta
Lineage: Eukaryota; Fungi; Ascomycota; Sordariomycetes; Hypocreales; Nectriaceae
Exons: 2
Coding region: 1-501 (166 amino acids)
Source: RefSeq, a predicted model, not a curated record